ACAUGAUUCCCCACGAAACACGCCAUCUAGAAUCACUCAUAAGGUCAGGUCAGCCUUGCUGCCUUCAAAACAAAACCACACAAGCCUGAGCAAAUUGAGCAAUUUCUCUUCUUUGUUGGACCCACACCUCUCUACUCCUCAUUUGUUUUCUUCGUCUGUCAAGAUCAGUUGGCCCUGCAAAACAAACCCUUCAAACGGUUCUAAACUCUCUGCCAAAAUCCCAUGGAAGACUACGGCAGAUCAAAGUCAUAUGGUACUGCCAGUAGGACGAUGCAGAUGGAAAACUACUACGGACCUCCAAGACCACCCACUUCCUAUGAGCUCAGGAGCUACAGUGUUUCCUAUGCACAAACCCAGAUGGCUAAUAACAAUAACAGGGACUUCAAGUUGAAGAAGGGAAAAAGCACUUCUGGGUCGUCCUCAAAGUCUAAUUGGGGUCUCAUGGACCCUGAGUUGCAGAGGAAGAAGAGGGUUGCUAGCUACAAAAUGUAUUCUGUGGAGGGCAAGAUGAAGGGCUCCUUCAGGAAAAGCUUCAGGUGGCUUAAAGAUAAGUGCACCCAAGUGGUUUAUGGAUGGUGGUGAUUGGGAUUUGGUGGGUAAUGUUUAGUUUUACUCUAUAAAUAAGUCUUGAGAGCAAGUCUUGAAUUUUGUGUCUUAUGGAGUUAUGGUUGUGAUAGUUAUAAAAAAAAAAAAAAACAAGAAUUGGGUUGUUGCAAAUAGACUGAAUUGUAAAUUGGGCAAAGUACUGUCACUGGUUUUGAAUCAAGUUAUCUCCUUUCAUAAGAAUUCAUGCCGGUUUCAUUCAAACCUCUGAGCUUGAAGGUUGUGCUCACUGAAUUAGAUAUGGAGUUUGAUUCUCUAUUGAUCUUCAAAAAAUUUCCUUUCCUUUUCAUAUUGCAGCUUUUUUUGUAAGCUUUAAUUUGCACUCUGUAAUCUAAGAGGUGCUCUGGCGUGGAUGCGCUCACUCAUCUCAUAGUGUUAGAAAUCUUCACCUA
This is a messenger RNA of Prunus avium (sweet cherry), 995 nucleotides long. Its product is annotated as ABC family ABC transporter, putative (DUF3511). The record is from RefSeq and is a predicted model, not a curated record. Lineage: Eukaryota; Viridiplantae; Streptophyta; Magnoliopsida; Rosales; Rosaceae.